GCAGCUACACCGUCGCGAGACCACAUGACUUUGCGACGGUACGACAGAUUUACGGCACGCCGUAAAAUUACAGAGGAUUUCAGAAGGUUAAGGUGACUCGGGAUUGCAGGCACCAUGCCCUUCGUAGACCUGCAGGGGAGGUUGGGGAUCAACAUCGACAAGUGGAUUUUGGCCCAUAGCUCUCAGCAGCCAUACAAACGUGCUGCCCGCUGCCACGCCUUUGAGAAGGAAUGGAUUGAGUGCUCUCAUGGCAUCGGAAAGAUUCGGGCCAAAAACGAGUGCAAACUGGAGUUUGAGGAUUUCUACGAAUGCAUGCAUCGUGAAAAGACGAACAAGCGUCAGUAUGAGAUCAGGGUGCAGCGGGACAAGUUGGUCAAGGAGGGGUCCUACACCCCCCCUCCUCAGCACUCUGGGAAGGACGAGAUGCGGCCGUGACCUCUGACCUCAAUGGAGACCAUGAGUAACCUGGCACCUGCCGCUCUUCCUGUGUGUUUCUUCAGACUUGUGUAAUAUAAGUACUAUGUCAAUAUUGUUUUCCUAUCCUGUUAAAGUAUUAGAAAAAAUAAAAUUAAUUCUAAGUA
Clupea harengus (Atlantic herring) is the source of this 581-nucleotide messenger RNA. It is a transcript of the gene ndufs5, whose product is annotated as NADH:ubiquinone oxidoreductase subunit S5. Gene Ontology annotation, cellular component: respiratory chain complex I. NCBI's taxonomy places the organism in Eukaryota, Metazoa, Chordata, Actinopteri, Clupeiformes, Clupeidae. The record is from RefSeq and is a predicted model, not a curated record. Gene Ontology annotation, biological process: mitochondrial respiratory chain complex I assembly.